GGGCUGGGCUACAUCGGGCGUCGGUGAAACUCCUCCAGCCCCAACCAAUGCUCAGUCUCGCGCUGCGGCACGUUAGCGGCGGGUGUCUGUUGGAAGCGCGCAUCUGAUUCGCCUGCUUUAAUCUGGGAUCCGAGUGUGAACCUCCCAGUCUGCAGGGUGAAAUUGACCGGAGUGUGGCUGGGCCGCUCGAGUCCAGUUCAGCCAUCGGCUCCCUUAAGCCUUGUUGUGAGCGUUCAAGUCAGAUGUAUUAUGGAAAGCCCAGUGGACCUUUGUUUUACUGAAGAAGGAUGUAGCCAUGACAUAGUUCUUGAGAAGCAAGUGUUUAGAUCCAAAGUGCCAGAGUCUCAUGUUCAACUUGCUUGUAAUCUACAUUACUGUGCUUUUCCUUUGAAUGGAAAUGAGCUAUGCAUCUGGAAUACUGGCGAUAGCCCUGCUCAUCAUCAGCCAUUGCACUUGGUAGGACACCACCAUUCAAUCACGGCACUGGCGUUUGGAAGUAAAAUCAAUCCGCUUCUUGUCUGCUCUGCUUCUUGUGACUAUGUGAUAGUAUGGAACCUGGAUGAGUGCACAAAGAAAGCACUACAAGGGUUAAUGCCUCGAGGAAUUGUUAUAGGAACUCUUUUGGGAAUGGUACUUUAUGUACGAUUUAGUCCAGAUGACCAGGCUGUGGCAGUAUGUGCUGGAAAUCGGAUAUAUAUGUUAAAUGCAAAGAAUGAGGCUAUAUUAACUGAGUUGGAAGGCCAUCUGGCUCCAGUGACUGCAGCUGAGUUUUGUACGUGGGAGAGAAAUAUGCUUAUAUCAGUCUCUGAAGACAGAAGCUUUAAGGUUUGGGACUAUUGUACUGGAUUGCUAAUAUACCAGUCAGCAGUGUUAACAGCAUUUCCUUUGCUAAGUCUGUUCAUUGAUGAAGAAAAUAAACAGAUUAUUACAGGAUGUGCUGAUGGGCAGCUUUGGAUCUUCAGUUUGCUCAGUGGACACCAGUACCGUUGUGUGGUACAUAUAAACUUAAAGAAAGAGCGAGAGAAAUUCUACAGCAAAACCGGAAAAUCUAGACAACAGUUAGUUCAAAUCCAGAAGUUUUCUAAGCUGUACAGCACAAAUGACAUGAGAUCAGAAGAAAUAGUGGAAACAACAUUGCCAGUCCUCAGAAUUGAACACUGUGACCAAUCAAUAAAUUUAGGCAAAGAAGAAAAGUUUUUUCCUGCUAUAAAUGCCAGAUGUUUGUGGAUAGGAAGCUCUACUGGUUUGUUCAUAAUUAACUUGGCAAACUUUGAAUUAGAAGCUGUUUUACAUUAUAAAGAUUACAGUGGCCUCACCAUUCAAUUUGCUGGAUCAUGCGCAUUAAUGAGAAAGGCAGUUAAUGGGAAGGUUUUCUGCUUGCUUACUUCGAUGUUUGAAAAUACGAUUGCUUUGCUGGAGAUUAACCUUUCUGCUUUGAUGAGAUCUCAGCAGAGUGAUUUUCUCUUAUGUGGAAAGGAGAAGAGGCUUUCAGUUAUUGCAAGUUGCUCUCUGUGGCCAAAUUCUCCAUUGUGUACUGAGUCUUUCAAGAAGGAAAGCUGCAAACCUACCAAUAAAAAAAAACUUGGUACGAAGAGCACAAUGAAAGACCAGUCACUGGUUUUCCACAGUAAAAUUAAGUCAUCAGGUUACACAACAGCACCACAAAUGACCAUGUUUUCUCCAAAGACUAACUUAAAGAAAAAUAACAAGAUAUCAGAGUGGAAGAGCAGUUGCAAACGAAAAAAUAAAGAAUAUCAAUUGGAAAAUUCUCCUCCAACUAAAUCUGAGAGACAGAUAUCAGUAGCUAAUAAACCAACUUCUAUUUGCUGUAUUCAGUAUUCAGGGGAUGGAGAGCUGUUAGCUUGUGGCCUAGCUGACAAAUCUUUACUGGUAUUCAAUUCCAAUCUGACAGGAACGCCGUCUGUUUUUUCAGGUCAUGAUGGUGCAGUUAACUCUGUUGGCUGGAGUCAUGACAAGAGGUGGUUAGUUUCUGCAUCAGAAGACAGAACAUUAAGGAUCUGGUCAGUCCGCAAUACAGAACCUGCCCUGUUUCUGGACAAGGAGAUGUUCCAUAAAUCUAUACGCUUUGCACAGUUUUAUUACAUAGAUACAUUUAUAUUGCUGUGUUGUGGAGCUGAAUUUCAUCUGUUAAGUUACUAUCUUGACACGAGCAAGGAUGACCUAAAACGAUAUAAACAGAAGAGCAUUUGCAAAUCAGUACAGAAAUUCUCCAUGGCUUCUACUGUGGAGAUUACCAGCCUUUCAGCAAUAAAUGAUUUCUACUCUUAUAUUAUUCUAGCAGCUGGUAGCAACCGAACAUUAGAAGUUUUUGACCUCAAUGCAGGCUGCAGUGCAGCAGUGAUACCAGAUGCUCAUUCUAGAUCAGUCCACCAGAUCUGUCAAAAUAAGAAGUGAGUGAUUUAAUAAACCAAAGAUAAUUUGAAAUUAAUAUAGCCCUCCUUCAGUUCUGUGAGUUAAUAGUUUAG
Molecule: messenger RNA, 2486 nt
Organism: Chelonoidis abingdonii (Abingdon island giant tortoise)
Lineage: Eukaryota; Metazoa; Chordata; Testudines; Testudinidae
Source: RefSeq, a predicted model, not a curated record